AUGCCCGGGCGUGUGAAGCUCACCUCGACCGCGCCGGUGGAGGCAAUCUCUUCCACAAAGCCGCCUGCGACAAAAAAUCCCAUUUCUGUUGCUAAAGGGCCCCGAAAACGCUCGGCAUCCCCUUCACCUCCGAGCUCGUCCCCGAACUUCAAAUCACCAAAAAUAACUGUGGAGACAGCUAGCAUUGAGCUAAGUGAGCUAACGCCAGCACUGAAGCCAGCACCGAAGCGAGAACUAGAGAAGAAGACAGCUAGAAAACCUCGAGAAAAGAAAUUUCCAUGCACCGAACCUGGCUGUGACAAGCACUUUACCCGUCCCUGCCGCCUAACGGAGCACCUACGAAGUCACACCGGCGAACGGCCAUUUCAAUGUUCAAAUGGGGGGUGCGAUAUGUCCUUCCUCAGGGAGUCGCAUCUUAAAGCGCACAUUCGAGCGAAGCAUCUACAGGACAAGCGCUACGUAUGCACGUUUGUCAUCCCCCAAGGGCAGGAAGAUCAGCUUGGAACUUUUGGGUUCAAGAGGGUUGCGGGACAGGGCGGGAAAGUGGUUGACGGUGGAAGGGAGUGCGGGGCGAAGUUUACUACGAAUCAGCACCUUAAGAGGCAUCUGGAAAGCCAUCAAAAGGCUCUUCCGCAUGUUUGUGUGGAUUAUCCCCCUUGUAAUGAAGGUUUCCGAAAACGUGGGCCGCUGGCAAGACAUAUCCGAGAAGUUCACUGCGGACUGCUUCCGUGGGCAUGUCCUCAUCAGGAUACCGACGGCUCUACGAAACAUUGCUCUUAUGCUAGCGACACAAAGCGGAAGCUAGAGAGCCAUAUUGCAUCCCAACACAGUGGUAUUCCAAAACUCCGAUUCUGGUGUGACACCUGCCAGAAGAACCCCGGCCCACCCCCGCUGGAGGAUAUAUCUACAAACGAUACAGCCUUCCCCAUCCAACGCACAGUUCUACCAGAUACAUCCUCUUUUAACUCUUACAGAGAACUCCGUGCUCACACCAGUGCAGCUCAUCCGCCAGUCUGCUCACACUGCUCCCACCGCUCACCCAGCCAUAAAGCUCUGAAGCUACAUAUACAAAAUAAACACGACAUACCCCUCGACAAGCGCAAAACGCAUAUCUGCGAGAUAUGUGGACAGGGCUUGACUAAACCCCAGUACGUCAAAACCCACAUCAAGAUCGUGCACCAGGGAUACCGCCCAUUUGCUUGUCCGCACUGUCCAAGGAAUUAUCAAUACAAAGCACCGCUUCAGAAACACAUUGCCCGCACACAUAACCCGAACUCGGAGAUUAAGUCCGGGUUGGGGAAGUCUGGGAGACCUAGAGCCUUGAUCAGGAAGCUGGGGCUAAUUGAGGAACUAAGUGGCUAUGGCUACGAAAACUCUGGUAGACAUAUCACCUGCAUUGUGGAUGGGUGUAGAUGGAGGUAUGCCAGGUUGUAUGAUCUGAGGAACCAUCUUGGAAGUGCGAAUGGGCAUGGGUUUAGUCCGGAGCAGGUCGAUGAGCUGAUGGCUGAACCGGAGAAGGAUGGACCACACGAGGAUGACGAGAGCGGAAGUGAGUGCGAGAACGAAAAAAUUGAGGAUGAUGAAGAGGGUUGGAGCGAGAUUGAGAGUGGGAGCGAAGGUGAGUGGGGGUUGAGCGAUGAGGACGAUUAG
This is a messenger RNA of Tuber melanosporum (Perigord truffle), 1650 nucleotides long. RefSeq lists its product as uncharacterized. Lineage: Eukaryota; Fungi; Ascomycota; Pezizomycetes; Pezizales; Tuberaceae. Gene Ontology annotation, cellular component: nucleus. Bases 1 to 1650 code for a protein of 549 amino acids. Gene Ontology annotation, biological process: regulation of transcription by RNA polymerase II. The transcript has 3 exons. The record is from RefSeq and is a predicted model, not a curated record.